AGUUAGGAAAUUCAGGCAUGUUUCGUCCAGAAAUGUUGGAGCCAAUGGGACUAGACCCGGAAGUUCGGGUUAUCGCUUGGGGUUUAGGCUUAGAAAGACCCACCAUGAUAAAAUAUGGAAUAAACAAUAUUCGUGAGCUACUUGGACACAAAGUUAAUUUGACCAUGAUUCAAAGCAAUCCAAUAUGUUUAUUUUAG
Molecule: messenger RNA, 197 nt
Organism: Scutellospora calospora
Lineage: Eukaryota; Fungi; Glomeromycota; Glomeromycetes; Diversisporales; Gigasporaceae
Source: the annotation of a GenBank genome assembly